GGCUCCAUGAGGAUUCAUAGAAGAUGCCCCGGAUCUUGGCGCCUCUGGUGCUCCUUUUGGUGUGGCUAACAAAGAUUGCGGCCAGCCCCCACUCCCUGAGGAUUGCCGCCAUUUUGGACGACCCCAUGGAGUGCAGCAGAGGGGAACGGCUGUCCAUCACGCUGGCCAGGAAUCGGAUCAAUCGAGCUCCGGAGCGGGCCGGGAAAGCCAAAGUGGAAGUGGACAUUUUCGAGCUGCUGAGAGACAGCGAAUAUGAGACAGCCGAGACCAUGUGCCAGAUCCUUCCAAAAGGGGUAGUUGCUGUCCUGGGACCGUCUUCAAGUCCUGCAUCCAGCUCCAUCAUCAGCAAUAUCUGUGGGGAGAAAGAGGUCCCCCAUUUCAAGGUUGCUCCAGAAGAAUUUCUCAAACUCCAGUUCCAGAGAUUCACAACCUUGAACCUUCACCCCAGCAACACUGACAUCAGUGUGGCCGUUGCCGGGAUCCUGAAUUUCUUUAACUGCACCACUGCCUGCCUCAUCUGUGCCAAAGCUGAAUGCCUUUUAAACCUGGAGAAGUUGCUCCGUCAGUUCCUUAUCUCUAAGGAAACUCUUUCUGUCCGGAUGUUGGAUGACAGCCGGGAUCCCACACCGUUGCUAAAGGAGAUCAGGGAUGAUAAGACUGCCACCAUCAUCGUACAUGCCAAUGCUUCCAUGUCCCACAUCAUCCUUAAGAAGGCGGCUGAACUGGGAAUGGUGUCAGCCUAUUAUACAUAUAUCUUCACUAAUCUGGAGUUUUCCCUCCAGCGACUGGACAGUCAUCUGGAUGAUCGAGUGAACAUCAUGGGAUUUUCUAUUUUCAACCAAUCCCACGCUUUCUUCCAAGAGUUUGCAGACAGCCUCAACCAGUCCUGGCUAGAAAACUGUGACCACAUCCCUUUUACAGGGCCGGCGCUGUCCUCUGCCUUGUUGUUUGAUGCUGUCUAUGCUGUGGUGAGUGCGGUGCAAGAACUGAACCGGAGCCAAGAGAUUGGUGUGAAGCCCCUGUCCUGUGGUUCAGCCCAAAUCUGGCAGCACGGAACCAGCUUGAUGAACUACCUGAGAAUGGUAGAAUUGGAAGGUCUCACCGGCCACAUAGAAUUCAACAGCAAAGGCCAACGGGCAAACUAUGCCCUGAAAAUCCUGCAAUAUACAAGGACUGGCUUCAGACAGAUCGGUCACUGGCAUGUCACCAAGGGCCUUAGCAUGGAUGAGCAGAUCUUCUUUUCCAACGUGUCGGAGAGCCUCUUCAACACCACGCUCAUCGUCACCACGAUCCUGGAAAACCCUUACUUGAUGCUCAAGAGCAAUCAUCAGGAAUUGGAAGGGAACAACCGCUAUGAAGGCUUCUGCGUGGACAUGCUGAAGGAGCUGGCCGAAAUCCUGCACUUCAACUACAAGAUCCACCUGGUUGGCGACGGAGUGUACGGUGUUCCCGAGCCUAACGGAUCCUGGACCGGCAUGGUUGGGGAGUUGAUUGCUCGGAAAGCUGAUCUGGCAGUGGCUGGACUCACCAUUACAGCAGAGAGAGAGAAGGUGAUCGAUUUCUCCAAGCCAUUCAUGACUCUGGGGAUUAGCAUCCUCUACCGCGUUCACCUGGGGCGCAAGCCUGGCUAUUUCUCCUUCCUGGACCCUUUCUCUCCUGGCGUCUGGCUCUUCAUGUUGCUCGCCUACCUCGCAGUGAGCUGUGUCCUGUUCUUGGUGGCCAGAUUGACGCCCUAUGAGUGGUACAGCCCCCACCCGUGUUCCCAAGGGAGAUGCAAUCUCCUGGUCAAUCAGUACUCGCUCGGCAACAGCCUCUGGUUUCCUGUCGGCGGAUUCAUGCAACAGGGAUCCACAAUCGCUCCGCGGGCUCUGUCCACGCGCUGCGUCAGCGGAGUCUGGUGGGCCUUCACCUUAAUCAUCAUCUCCUCCUACACGGCCAACCUGGCAGCCUUUCUCACUGUGCAGCGCAUGGACGUGCCCAUUGAGUCAGUGGAUGACCUUGCCGACCAGACAGCCAUCGAAUACGGCACAAUCCACGGAGGUUCGAGCAUGACCUUCUUCCAGAAUUCCCGGUAUCAGACAUACCAGCGAAUGUGGAAUUACAUGUACUCCAAGCAGCCGAGCGUCUUUGUCAAGAGCACGGAGGAAGGGAUCGCGCGGGUGCUCAACUCCAACUAUGCCUUCCUGCUGGAGUCCACCAUGAACGAGUAUUACCGCCAGCGCAAUUGCAACCUCACGCAGGUCGGGGGCCUUCUGGACACCAAGGGCUACGGGAUUGGCAUGCCAGUCGGUUCUGUUUUCCGUGAUGAGUUUGACUUGGCCAUUCUUCAGCUGCAGGAGAACAACCGCCUGGAAAUCUUGAAGCGGAAAUGGUGGGAAGGAGGGCAGUGUCCCAAAGAAGAGGACCAUCGAGCCAAAGGCCUGGGAAUGGAAAAUAUAGGUGGAAUCUUUGUGGUUCUGAUAUGUGGUUUAAUCGUAGCGAUUUUUAUGGCAAUGCUGGAGUUCUUAUGGAGCCUCCGACACUCUGAACACUCCGAGGUGUCCGUCUGCCAGGAGAUGGUGACAGAAUUGCGCAGCAUCAUUCUCUGCAAGGACAGUUUCCAACCCCGCCGGAGGCGAGGGGGGAUAAUACGGACUCGUCCCAUUAUACAAGAAGAACGGAGAGCCCGGGCCACCACCACGCUCAGCAACGGCAAGCUCUGUGGUGGAGGCGACCCUGACCAGCUGGCCCAGAGACUUGCACAAGAGGCCGCCCUGGUCGCUCGAGGCUGCACGCACAUCCGGGUGUGUCCUGAAUGCCGGAGGUUCCAAGGUCUCCGGGUCCGGCCAGGGCCAGAUUCCCCCAUGCAAAGUGACGAGAGCAUGGAGUGGGAGAAGGUGACGAACAGCAGCGAGCCGGAGUAACGCAUUGGGGAGGUGGCAAAAUAUUAA
Messenger RNA from Elgaria multicarinata webbii, 2930 nucleotides. It is a transcript of the gene GRIK4, whose product is annotated as glutamate ionotropic receptor kainate type subunit 4. Gene Ontology annotation, molecular function: transmitter-gated monoatomic ion channel activity involved in regulation of postsynaptic membrane potential; kainate selective glutamate receptor activity. Gene Ontology annotation, cellular component: presynaptic membrane; postsynaptic density membrane; kainate selective glutamate receptor complex. The coding region runs from base 24 to 2903 and encodes 959 amino acids. The transcript has 19 exons. Gene Ontology annotation, biological process: modulation of chemical synaptic transmission; monoatomic ion transport; synaptic transmission, glutamatergic. The record is from RefSeq and is a predicted model, not a curated record. Lineage: Eukaryota; Metazoa; Chordata; Lepidosauria; Squamata; Anguidae.